This is a messenger RNA of Pangasianodon hypophthalmus (striped catfish), 1608 nucleotides long. It is a transcript of the gene hemk1, whose product is annotated as HemK methyltransferase family member 1. The transcript has 11 exons. Gene Ontology annotation, molecular function: nucleic acid binding; protein methyltransferase activity. Gene Ontology annotation, cellular component: mitochondrion. Gene Ontology annotation, biological process: protein methylation. Bases 103 to 1143 code for a protein of 346 amino acids. The record is from RefSeq and is a predicted model, not a curated record. Lineage: Eukaryota; Metazoa; Chordata; Actinopteri; Siluriformes; Pangasiidae.
GAAGCCGGUAAACAGCAUGGGCAGCGUGGUUCUCUGAUGAGCUGCUCGUACUGAGAGUUUGGCUUUUAUUUCUGUAUCAAGAUGCUGUUCUACAAGUGAAGAAUGAUGUUAGGUUUGAUGUCAGUAAGCAGCAGGACAGUCUGCACUCACAGGAGCCUCACUGAGCGGAUAAGAAGAGGAAAAACCCAGCAGCAGGCUCUGCGGUGGUUGACGUGUGGAGGUGUAGGUGGCGCUCUUGCUCCUCCUGUAGACUGCAGGGUUACAGUAGAGCAGGCGGUGAGCGUGUGGACGCAGUGCUUCCAGCAGCAUGGAAUCUCUGAGCCGCUCCUCUCCUCAAACUACAUCAUAGCUCACGUCCUGGGAAAGAAAACUAUGCAAAGUGUGGAAAGGAGGAGGCUCCGAGAAAGACUGAGUGAUAAAGAGAGAGAGAGGGUGUGGACGCUAUGUUCCAAACGUCUGACAAGGAUGCCGGUGCAGUAUGUGAUUGAGGAGUGGGACUUCAGGGAUCUGACCCUGAAGAUGAGACCUCCAGUGUUUAUUCCCCGCCCUGAGACAGAGGAACUCGUUAGUUUGGUGUUAAAGGAUCUGCGGUCACAGUGGGGAGUGAGAACUUUGCGAUGCUUGGAGGUGGGCUGUGGAUCAGGUGCCAUCUCUCUGAGCCUACUGCACAGUGUACCACAGCUCAAGGCACUUGCAUUGGACCAAAGCCAGGAAGCAGUGUGUCUCACUAAGGAAAAUGCAGACAGACUGGGGCUCCUGGACAGACUGGAAGUUUAUCAUUUAGAUAUUAUGAAGGAUGCUGAUUUGACACUAAGAAGCUGCAGUCCUGUUGAUGUAAUUGUUAGCAACCCUCCUUACCUGUUUUCUCAGGAUAUGGAGUCUCUGCAGGCAGAGAUUCUCAGGUUUGAAGACCACUCAGCAUUGGAUGGGGGUUUGGAUGGCAUGUCAGUAAUCAGACAGAUUCUAACUCUAGCACCAAGACUCCUAACAGAUGAAGGUCGUAUGUAUCUAGAGGUGGAUCCACGCCAUCCUCCACGCAUAAAGGGUCUGGUAGAGGAAAGCAUGCUGGGGUUGCAGUAUUUGGGAUCACACUGUGAUUUCACUAACAGGUUGCGGUUCUGCAUCCUACAGAAGAGAGGAUGAACUAAAAGAGGUUUGAGAGUGACUUGAGGUAAAAGCCAAGAAAGAGGGACAUAGACAGCACAUAGCUUGAGAGAAAGUUGAUAUGGAAGUGAUGGCUCAAGCAACACACAUGAAGAACCGUAUUCAGCACCGUUCUGCCAAAGUGAAUUGCUUACACCUCACCUCAUAUCAUAGCCUACUGGGGUUCUGAGGGGUGUUUAAGGUGUGAUUUUUAAUCCUGAAAUGGAUUAUAAUGGAAAGGCAGACCUGCCAAGGUGCUGAGCUUUUGUCUUCUCACCAGUUACUAAUCCACACAGUGUUCUAGACGGAAGACCUGACCAUAAAUGAUAGAUGAAAGUGUUAUAAUAAUGCUUAAAAUAACAAAUUGUGAACUGUUUGGCUUUUUUUUUUUUUUUUUUUUUUUACAUUUUGAAGUUGUUACCAUGCACGUAGGAUUAUUUGUUUAAUAAAACAGUCUUGAAUUUG